AUGAAGCUAAGUGUGGCGUUGUUUUUUGCGGGGCUCUUUGGGGCUCUGGCUGCUGUGUUCAUCCUACUCUCUUUUGGAACUGAUUACUGGCUGCUGGCCUCAGAACGCUGCCACCCAAAUCCUGACGGAUCUGUUGGCCCAGGUGGUGUGACUGUGGAGCCUGGAGAUGUGGUAGUGCAGGAGGACAGCAGUGAUAUUACUCUGUACCAUGAGGGUUUUUUCUGGAGGUGUUCCUUUGGAGGCAAUAUGGGUGAUGACAACCUGCUAUGGAAGCUCUGGUUCACAAAUCAGCCACACUCAAAAGUAUGCAUGCACGCCUACCUCUUCCCGUUCCCAGUGUCUCACCAGACCCACAAUGCCACAGAGUAUGAUUCUGCCAUAAUCUACAGGGGCUUCUGGAGCAUCUUUAUGCUCAUUGGUGUGGCAGCUGUGGUGCUUGGUGGGUUCAUCAUCAUCUGUGCUGCUCCAUUCGCCAGCCAUCGCCUGUACAAAGCAGGGGGAGGCUUCUUCCUGGUAUCCGGUAUUUUCUUGCUGUGUGUGGUGGUGAUGUACAUCCUGUGGGUGCAGGUGCUGGAUGUGGUGGAUGUCUAUAUAGACCACCAGCGCUCAACACUGUGUCCAGAUUUCCACUUGUCCCUCAGCUACGGCCUGUCCUUCAUGUUUGCACCCAUUGGCAUCUUCUUCUGCCUUCUGGCUGGCCUUCUUUUCCUCCUCAUUGGCCGAACCAUCCAGAUUCACUACCACUGACUUUAACCAGCAGCGGGUUAGAGCAAGAGUAGGGUCUUGAGAUGUUUGAAACACCAGUGUUUUUUUUUUUUUUUUUUGUUAGAUUUUUUUUUUUUUUUUUACCAGCAGAACUUUGUUUUGUAAAAGCAGGAGUCUGUAGAUACUGUGUGGCAGCUUGGUGGUGGACAGCACUGGACAUUUUGUUCCAGGAUAAAAACAUUGCAGCCAUUGUUGAGCUCAAAAAUGUCAUCAUAAUCACUCCACCCUGAGCUACAUUCAGCUGAGCUUCGUUACAUACAGUUCUGUGCUAUCGAUAGAUGGUAGGCUUCAUGAGGAUCCCAUCAAACCUGAUCACAUACAAUAUAAAUAACUGUGGUGUAUAACCUUGUUGUCUAAAUCUUAUGUGUUGAUGGUUGUGAGGCUUAUGAGUGUAUAUUUUUGAAAAUGCAAAAUUACCCAAAACUGAAUGCUGAUGAUGAUUCAUUGAAGCAUCUUUUGAAUGCAUGGGAUUAUGUUCCCUGGUUGAAUAGCUAAUUAAAGUAUAUAUUUUACUUUGUGUAAUGUUUUGGAAAAAACAAAACGAUACUAAUAAAAAUGUGCAUAAUGACAAGCUUAUGAGGUGGCACAAUCAUUUUUAUAUUCUGUAUAUACAGUAAUGAGAGUCAGUGUUCUUGGAAAGAACGGAGGUCCAGCAGCCUUUUCUGUUUUCUAUAUUUUUGUUCUUGUCAACAAAUCAUGAAAAGUCCAACUAUUUACACUGACAAUGUAAACCUUUAAAAACAGAUCACUCGUUUUUUUUUUUUUUUUCAAAAAGGUCCUGAAUUAGGGGUUGACUGUAGUUUAUAAUUCAGUUGUUCAGUAAUUGUGGAUUAAAACAUGUUUGGUGCUUGUUGGAUUUUCUGAUACCAAGAAAAAUAUAGAAAAUCAUCUGACUUAUCCUGUAAUAUCAUCAAAUAUUCACAUUUCACUGAGUGUAUCAUGCUAAAUAUUUUCUUCUUUUUCUGCAAUAUUAUUUUAAUAUUUCUGUACAUAGAACAUUUUCGGUCAUUUUGUUCCAGUUUGACCAGUUUAUUGCUUCAAUGCUUUUAUUAUUUAUAAGUGAAGCUUGAAGCAUGAGUUACUUGCUUUUAUGUGACGUUUUCAUGUUCAUGUUAUGUGUUUGUUCUUUUACCAUCAGUCCAUUUUAUCUGUGAGUUAAGUAGCGUGUUGUGAGACUCUGACAAUAUACCUGUCCAAAUAAAAAGCACAUAUUUUCUGUGA
Messenger RNA from Toxotes jaculatrix (banded archerfish), 1986 nucleotides. RefSeq names its product transmembrane protein 182a (gene tmem182a). Gene Ontology annotation, cellular component: membrane. The coding region runs from base 1 to 747 and encodes 248 amino acids. NCBI's taxonomy places the organism in Eukaryota, Metazoa, Chordata, Actinopteri, Toxotidae. The record is from RefSeq and is a predicted model, not a curated record. The transcript is spliced from 5 exons.